Messenger RNA from Sphaeramia orbicularis (orbiculate cardinalfish), 1638 nucleotides. Its product is annotated as apoptosis-inducing factor 3-like. Lineage: Eukaryota; Metazoa; Chordata; Actinopteri; Kurtiformes; Apogonidae. Gene Ontology annotation, molecular function: 2 iron, 2 sulfur cluster binding; oxidoreductase activity, acting on NAD(P)H. Bases 1 to 1638 code for a protein of 545 amino acids. Gene Ontology annotation, cellular component: cytoplasm. The transcript has 19 exons. The record is from RefSeq and is a predicted model, not a curated record.
AUGUCUGCAGCCAAGCCACCCCAUCAGGAUCCAGACUCUGACCCAGAGGACACAUCAGAUGAGCUGACUGAGCUGGUCUGUCUGGAGUCAGACCUGAAGGAUGGACAGAUGAUGGAGGUUGAAGUUGGACGUCACAGUGUGUUGCUGACGCGCUUUGAAGGCAAAUUCAAUGCCUUUGGUAACCUGUGUACACACUAUGGUGCUCCACUCAGCAAAGGGUUUAUUUCAGGUCAGAGGGUGCGCUGCCCGUGGCACGGCUCCUGCUUUAACCUCAUAACAGGAGAUCUGGAGGAGUAUCCUGGCAUGGACUGUUUACCCUGCCACAAGGUCAAGAUUCUAAACAGCAAAGUGUAUGUGUCCAUAAACAAAAAGACUAUAAGGCAGCAGAAAAGAUUAAAGCAUAUGGGACGUGCAGAACCAGGAGUCACCCACACCAUUCUGCUGCUUGGUGGAGGGGCUGCGUCACUGAGCUGCGCUGAGACUCUUCGACAGGAAAACUACAACGGCCGAAUCAUCAUGGUCAGCAGGGAUGACCUUUUACCAUACGACAAAACCCGCCUCAGCAAGGUCAUGAAUGUGGAGAGCUCCAGUAUUAUGCUGAGGACCAAGGAGUUUUACCAGCAGUAUGACAUUGAGGUGUGGCUCAAGAAAGAAGCAUUGUCAGUGGACACUGACAUGAAGACAGUCACUUUUGACGAUGGUUUGGUGCAGAAAUACGACCAGCUGCUCAUAUCAACGGGCUGCAGAGCAAAAGGUCUGGAUAUUCCCGGCAUGCAGCUGGGUAAUGUCUUUAUGUUGGAGACGCCAGAGAAUGCCCGACAAAUCCACGCAGCCUCCGUUGGUCACAAAGUCGUCCUUGUGGGAUCUUCUUUUGUAGGGAUGGAAAUUGGAUCAUAUUUAAUUGGCAAAGCUUCCAGUAUCACAAUAAUUGGCAGCAGUGAGCAGCCAUACCAGAACACACUGGGUCCUGAAAUAGGCAAAAUCACCAUGAAAAUGCUGUCUGACAAGAAUGUGAAAUUCUACAUGAAUGAUAAUGUGACGGAGGUCAGGCACGAAAACGGAAAGGUGAAGGAGGUUGUACUGAAAAGUGGAAAAGUUGUCCCAGCCCAGGUUUUGAUUGUUGGUAUUGGCAUCAUUCCUAACUCAGAGUUCCUCCGAGGCACUAAAAUCCAGAUGGACUCAAAAAACUUUGUACCCGUUGACAAGCACAUGCAGACUAACGUCCCUGGGGUUUUCUGUGGGGGCGACCUGUCCACCUUCCCUCUGGCGAUGGCCAAAGAUCAUAGGGUCAACAUCGGACACUGGCAGAUGGCACAAACACACGGGAGGAUAGCAGCUCUGAACAUGUUGGGCAAACAGACUGAACUCAAUACAGUUCCUUUCUACUGGACCGUCCUUCUGGGUAAAACGGUCCGAUACACAGGUUAUGGAGAAGGAUACACUGAGAUAGUAAUGAAAGGAAAGCCUGAGGAGAAGAAGUUCCUGGCUUUGUACAUCAAGAAUGACCAGGUCAUAGCAGCAGUGAGCCUAAACUUCGACCCAGCGGUGUCUGCAGUAGCAGAGCGGCUCGUAACAGGAAAAGUCAUCACCAAAAAAGAAGCUCAAUCAGAUGACCUGAGUUGGCUACAGUUGUCCUGA